Molecule: messenger RNA, 5862 nt
Organism: Styela clava
Lineage: Eukaryota; Metazoa; Chordata; Ascidiacea; Stolidobranchia; Styelidae
Source: RefSeq, a predicted model, not a curated record
AUUCGUACAGCACAUCCAUGUUGGACCACACCCCCCUGGUCAGCAACAAGUACAACCAGAUACUUCCUCGGGAGUGAUUUCUGGUGAUUUUCGUGAAUAUGCACAAGGAUCAUCAUUUUUAUCAUCAGUUUUGUUGUAGGUGCGACCUCGCGAGAGAAAUCGUUUGACGAAGCCUCUACUAAAUCAUUGUCUGACGCUGAUGGUUGUCCUUGCACCGUAUAUAAAGAUAAAGUUUCGUCAGGAUUAUCGAGGAAUGUUUAUAAAAAGGUCUUCAAAGGUAAACUGAAAUGUUUUGUUCAAUGCUUAUGGAAUUUUAUACAUUUUACAAUAUUUUGUUGAUAGAAGCAAAUAGUUAUAGAUAAUUUAGCCUAGAUCAACUUUGAUUUUGCAAGUAUAAAUUUACAAAAAUAAGCUCAUCUUACAAACUUCUCGAUUAAUCAUUUUGGUUGUGUCUGGCAUAGAUUGUAAUAACAUUGUAUAAUACAGUGGUUCCCAACCUAUUUAUGUCGACGCACACUAUUGAGCAUUUUGAAUAAUUGCGGCAUACCUAUCACAGAGCAUGAACAUUUUCUAUUCAUAAAUUCAUUUUGCUAUAAGAUAAUAAUAAACAAAGAACAUCAUAUAAGGGGAAUUUUUUCACGUAAUAGCAACCUAAUCUUGUUUGUUAAGAUUUAAUAAGUUUCUCCCAUUGUCGAAAUCAUUCAAUAGUGUUAUGGUCGGCACUUGCAAGCGAAUUGAAAUAAGUGUUCGGGAUAUAAAAUGAUCGUCAAUUCUACAACGCUUCCGUAAAGUAGUGUAAUUUACUAAAUUUAAUAUUAAUUUUCAUUGCAUCAGGGUUUGACCUACAACGCGUUUCGUCGGAAUACUGACGUGAUUACAGAAUGCAAGGGUGGGCAAAAUAGAAUAUUUUUAUCGAAUCUAAUAAUUCAAAUAUUUUUAACAAAUUGACGGAUAUCGGAUAUUUUUAGUAUAUAUACAACAGUCAUCCGGAACUGUAGACAUUCUAAUAUUGGUGAGCUAUUUCCACCGGUCCUCUUUUUUACAAGGACCAAUACUUACGCAACGGCGAACGUCGGUGUUUGGCUUUAUAUUCCUGCGAGAACUCUGCGUUCAUAUCGGAGAGAUAUGUUAUCGAGAGAUAGGAGUGGAUUGACUUUUAUUCUGAUUAUUAUCUUUUGCGUCAGCUUUGAACUUGCUCCCCACCGUUUAGAAAUUAUUUGUCCCAAUUUUAAGAUAACAAUAUGACCAUUUUUGACGCCGGAUUGUGGAUAGUUAGAAAGACCUUGGUUGAACCUCUUAUGAUUUUACUUUUUUAUCGUGGCUGUUUUAUUUUCGUAUUAAAUACGGAAUAAGAACCUGGCAAAGACAUUGGUGAGUUUUAUGCAAAACAAUUUAAAAAUUGAAACAAUACCCAUUUACGACAUCUCAAAUUUGUCGUUUCUGUUUGUUAGCAAGACCCGUGGAGUAAUUCGUGGAAUUCUUCGGAUCGGUUUAGUGACGCGCGAAUUCCGUGCCCAGGCAAAGCGGCUUAGUUACUUGAUAUAUGAAUAGUAAAAUGCCAUGCUAAUAUUUAUAAUGGUAUUGAAAGAAUACUUUUAAACAAUCAAUACACGGCGUGGUGUUUUUGGUUGGCAAAAUCCAAGUCUCCCAUCCAAAAAAAAUUAUGUGGAGUAUCGGCGUCGAUUGUCUUACGCGCGCGCAUACAACUAGUUUACUCGCAGUUUCUUUUAUUAAUGAUUUAAGUUAACACGCGCAUUUGUAAGUCGAUAUAAUAACUUUGAACUGUCUAUUGGAAAUUAGAAUCACACAAAAUAAAUUUAAAAAGGAAAUCUCUUCGUGGCACACCCAUGAUCAUUCCGCGUCACAGUGGUUGGGAACCACAGGUAUAAGAUAACAUGAAGUAUACAGACAAGUACUUUAAAAUUUAGGAAUACACGCAAAAAAAUUUGUUGAUUACUUCAACAAACGAACGUUGCAGCAAACCGAAGUGAAUAUAACAGAAAGUUAUAAAGAACAAAAAUUACAAGAGCCAGAUUUCAUAGUUAAUCCUCAAAUUAGAAAAGUGGAUCGCUUCUACAAGGGAGAAAUGGCUCCUGGUGUGACAGAAUACAAAAUUGAACCUAGUCUUUCACUUAAAGCAAACGAUGUAGAAGUUGGUAGUUUUAUUUCUCUUCAUGACCUUGUAAUGGAAUUAGCAAAAAAAGACCUCAAUCGAAUUGCUUUGAUUGGACAAGCCGGAAGCGGGAAAACCACGACCAUGAAACGACUUGUUCAAGUUGUUUAUGAAUUACAGCAAGACAAAAAAGGAAACUUGUUCAUAAUAAACGAAGAAUCUACUGAUGAUAAUGUUUCUACUAAGACGCCCUCUGUUGAAACUUUUUCUGAUUCGAUAGCCACUUCAGAAAAUUUAACUUCUGAGAAUUCUUUGGCUGAAACCUUCUCUAUUGAAGAUAGUUCACGUAAACCAUUAGCUAAUACGUCUCUUCAUAAGAGGAAAAAAUUGAAAUAUUUCUUUUUAUUUAUACAUCACAUGAGCAUCAAAGAUAUCUUGAGUUUUAAAGGAAACGGUCGAGAUGAAGCUAUAAGUCCAUGCGACUUACUUUUCGGCGGAAAUAAUUCUGAGCUUUCGCGCCAAGAUUUAGAGGGAGGCUAUGAGUGGGUAAAAAAACACCAGUCACGUUGUAUUCUUCUUCUUGAUGGUUUAGAUCAGGCAACUUGGAGUCUCCACGGAGUACAUAAUAACAUGGAAUACCAUGAUAAAUCUGGCACUGGCACAAUUAUGUACAAUUUCAUAGCACGAAAACUUUUUCCAGAUAUGACCAUUGUUAUUUCUUCACGCGAGCAUCGAAUUGCGUCCCUUUCUUAUGAACUGCGCCCCUCGUUGAUAAUCGCCCUUGCUGGUUUGAAUUCAAACGACAUCAAAAGAUUGUUCAUAGCAGUGGUGGGUGAAAACGGAGAACAAACGUGGGAAAAAUUAGUCCUUCAAUCCCCGGCUCUUGUUUCGUUCUCUUCUGUUCCACUUUUCCUAAUUUUUAAUGCAAUCGUUCACAAAUUCAACCCUGAAAAUCCACCAAAUACAAUCACAGAAGUAAUACUACAAAUACUCCACAUCUUUAUGCGAUCAGGCCACACAUUGGAAAAACAAAUUGUAGAAAUUCUUCGAAGAUUGAUGAAAAUGUCGUUCGAAGGCACGCAAGAAAAACGAGUCAUUUUCAAUAUAAAGGAUCUCAGAAAAGUUAAAAUCCAUUCAGAGGAAGUUCGCGACAUUAUCAUAAAAGUACCCGGAAACAACAUGAUAAACCAACAUCUAAUGGAGGGAGACCACCUGAUGUUUUUCAGUCAUCAAAUCUUACAAGAAGUGUUAACUGCUCUUUAUAUAGCAGACAUGGAGCCCAGCAAAUUUCAUGCAUUUAUUACAAAUAAUAUGCGUGCUGAUCAUUGGGGCGUUGUUCUGCGUUUAUUGGGUGGAGCAGUUCUAAAUCCAGAUAUUGAACAGAAAUUUAUACAAGAUUUUUCUGAUGUGGCAAGAUACGAAGAAAAAAAAAAUAUCUUGAGAGCAUUCCUGAAAACACAGAUAAGCAAAAGUAAGUUGCCAUACCAGCAGUUGAACCUUUUUGGAACCUUAUACGAAGCCAAUGACGUCAGCCUAAUUCGCUCAGCCGUCAAAAGAAUUGAUUUUGUCGGCGCUUCCCUAACUGAGGAAGGAAUCUAUGCAAUGUCAUCUGUGAUGCGGCAAUGUAGUCAACUAGAUCUACUCCGGCUUGCUAAAUGCGGCCUUACUGGUGAGCUAUUUCGAAGAAUGGAAAAGAAUUUAAUUGGUUCAGAAUUGAAGGUAACAGAAUUGGACAUCAGUGGGAAUACAAUGUACAAUGAAUACUGUAGUGCUUUCAGUGCUUUCCUAUCACAUAUUGAUAUUUGUAAACUCACCAUGCAAUAUUGCGAACUAACGGUGAACGGAUUUCGAAAAAUGCAACAACACUCCGGAUCAAAGAUUCACACAUUGGAUGUUCGAUUUAAUGGUGCAAUGACCUCUGAACUGUAUCAUGCAAUUGCCUCAUUUGCAAAAUACAGAGAAGUAGAAGAACUAUUCAUGGAUCGAUGGAAUAUCUUUAAAGCAAAUGAAAAUAUAGUUUCCACAAUUUUCGAAUUGAAAGUAUUGGGCAAAGUAAAUAUGUUUGAUAUCAGUGGCGUAAAAAAUCUUGGCCCAGCUGGUUUUGCUAAAAUUGGAUCAAUCGUUUCGCGAUGUCAACCAAAAGUUCUUCGGGCUCGAGAAUGCAAUUUGACAUCAACGGAAAUGGAGUCAUUGAGACAAAAUAUCUCUGAUAUAAAGCUAAUGGAACUGAAUGUUAGUGGUAACAAAAGACUAGGAACUAAUGGCUUUGGUGAAGUUGGAUCAGUUGCUUCUCUGACUCAGACUAAAGUUCUUUCUGCCUGGGAAUGUAAUUUAACAGCGGAAGGAAUUAAAACUUUCAGGGAAAACACUAAAAAUGCAACGUUCGACGAACUGCUAAUCGGCGGAAAUACCGACCUCGGAAAAGUUGGUUUUGGAGAAAUUGGUUUGGUCACUUCACAAUGUCAAGUAAGGAAACUUAAUGCUUGCGAAUGCAAUCUUACAGCAAGAGAAAUAAAAGCUUUCAAGGAAAAUACUCGCAAUGCAAAGAUGGACACUCUAGUUAUCAGCGGUAACAAAAAUCUGGGUACUGAUGGCUUCGCCGAAUUUGGCCUCGUUGUUUCACAAUGUCAGAUCAAAAAAGUUAGUGCUCAAGAAUGCGACGUGACAGCAUAUGAUCUAAGAGCUUUUCAAGAGAACACGCGUGAUAUCGAGAUAAAGAGAUUGGAUCUAAGCUGGAACAACGUCGUAUUAAUGGGACAAGAAGGAUUGUUUGCAAUCAGUGAUAUUGUCCAUCAAUGCAAAGUUCAAAAACUGAAAAUGUAUAAUUGCAAAUGGAAUACACAGCAUUUGAAAAUAUUUAAAAAAUCAAUCAACGACAUUAAUAUUAACUUCAAGCAUUAGAUUUUGAUCUAAAAAUGCAUUUUUUACGCGAAUAAAAGCUUCACAAUAAUUACACGAAGAAUUUUUCUAUCAAGCCAGACUGUUAUUUUUUGCAUUGAAUCAAAAAGAUACUAAAAAUUAUUUACUAAAAAGUUGAUUGCCUUCUGAUCAAAACUCAAACUCAUUUCUUAGGAUAGUUGUUUUAUUUGAAUUAUGCCAACUUUUAGAUAAUAGCGCCAACAUGCGGAUGUUUAUUGGUAGAUUCAUUCGAGCUAUUUAUUGAUCAGCAAUAAGAUAGAAACAUCGUUAUCGGUUUUGCAUUUAUUUUGUGAUAUUAUAUUUAAUAACUAUAUUAUUUUGAUCAAUCACUAGUUUAUUUUAAAACGUUUUGUGCAUUCCAGGAAAAUUUCAAGCCUCUUUUUUCUGAAUACAUAGUAUUUACACAUAGUAUUUAUGGUCUUAUGGCACAUACAACAUAUGUUGUAAUAUUUCUCAGCAUUAUUUGAUUCCGUUAAUUGAAAUUACUAUUUCCACAUAUUUCAUAGUUUAAAAUAUUUAUUGUAAGUUAAUAUUAUUUCUCAGUUAUUUUUUGUUAUUAUUUUAAUUUGAUCUUGAGCAAAAAUUUUAAACUUUUCCAUUGUGUUCCCGACCUAAUUUGUAACCAUUUUUACGUUUGCAGUUCAUUACAUCAUUUACAUGCACAUUUUCUAGUGCAGGGGUGUCAAACUCCUGGGUUUUUGAGGGCCGCUUUGCAUUAUGGGAAAUGAGCAAAUGGCCGCAAACAGUAAUGCAUACUUGAAGCAUAUUAUUAGAUAGAUGUAGGUUGUGACAUAUAUUGUGAUCCAAUUAAACCGCCGAAUGAAGUUUUG